AUCAGCGUCUGCGGCAAGUGCAAGUGGUGCAACACGGCCAUGGACCUGUUCAAGGAGAUGCAGGACAGCGGGAUGACAGCCACAUGCUACGCCUACAACGCCGCCAUCUCCGCGUGCGGCCACGCGAAGCGCAUAGGGAUGGCCCUGGACCUCUUUCGCGACAUGAAGGAGGCGAAGGUCGUGCCCGACGCCUUCACGUACAACGCCCUCAUCAGCGCCUGCGAGAAGCGCUUGUGGCCCGACCGCGCCGAGGAGCUGUUCCGCGAGAUGGAG
This is a messenger RNA of Prorocentrum cordatum, 273 nucleotides long. The record is from the annotation of a GenBank genome assembly. NCBI's taxonomy places the organism in Eukaryota, Dinophyceae, Prorocentrales, Prorocentraceae.